CUGACCGGCAGAGGGCAACAUGUAGAAACACAAUCAUAAUGUUGUCAAAGGUCAUUUCCGGUUCUGGUGGAGUCUGUUCCGCUUUUGUCGUCUGUGGACCACAACGUGUCUCGUCAAGAUGGCACAGUAUAACUUCAAGAAGAUCAUGGUGGUUCCCACAGCCAAGGAUUUUAUUGACAUCACUUUAUCCAAAACGCAAAGGAAGACACCCACAGUGGUACACAAGCAUUACCAGAUCCACCGCAUCCGACACUUUUACAUGCGCAAGGUGAAGUUCACCCAGCAGAACUACCAUGACCGCCUCACACAGAUUCUGACCGACUUCCCAAAACUGGACGACAUCCACCCUUUCUAUGCUGACCUGAUGAACGUGCUGUACGACAAAGACCAUUACAAGCUGGCCUUGGGGCAGAUCAACAUCGCUAAGAAUCUCAUUGACAAUGUGGCCAAAGACUACGUGCGUCUGAUGAAGUAUGGAGAUUCCCUUUAUCGAUGCAAGCAGCUGAAGAGAGCCGCUCUCGGUCGCAUGUGCACCAUCUUGAAGCGACAGAAGUCCAGUUUGGAGUAUUUGGAACAAGUGCGUCAGCAUCUGUCCCGUUUGCCCACCAUCGACCCAAACACGAGGACACUGCUUUUGUGUGGAUACCCCAACGUGGGAAAGUCCAGUUUCAUCAACAAGGUGACCCGAGCAGAUGUGGAUGUCCAACCAUAUGCCUUCACCACCAAGUCGUUGUUUGUGGGUCACAUGGACUACAGAUACCUGCGUUGGCAGGUGGUGGACACCCCCGGGGUCCUGGACCACCCCCUUGAAGAGAGGAACACCAUCGAGAUGCAGGCCAUCACAGCGCUGGCUCACCUGCGAUCGGCCGUCCUCUACCUCAUGGACACAUCAGAGCAGUGCGGACACACUUUGCAGGAACAGCUGGAGCUCUUCAACAACAUCCGACCUCUGUUCGCCAACAAGCCUCUCAUCAUCGUGGCCAACAAAUGUGACGUAAAGAAGAUCAGUGAGCUGUCUGAGGAGGACCAGAAAAUGUUUGCAGAUCUGACAGCUGAGGGCAUCCCCGUCAUUGAGACAAGCACACUGACGGAGGAGGGCGUCAUUCAGGUCAAGAAUGAGGCCUGCGACCGUCUCCUCGCCCACCGCGUGGACAACAAGAUGAAGGGCAAGAAGGUCCAUGACAUCCUCAACCGGCUCCACGUGGCCAUGCCCGCCAAGAGAGACGAGAAGGCGAGACCUCCGUUUAUCCCUGAAGGAGCUUUGUUGCGUAGGAGGGCCAUGGAGGUGGAUACUCCCAAGCGCAAGCUGGAGAGAGAUCUGGAGAUGGAGCUGGGAGAUGACUAUAUCCUGGACCUUCAGAAAUAUUGGGACUUGAUGAACGAGGAUGAGAAGCAUGACAAGAUCCCAGAGGUGUGGGAAGGCCACAAUAUUGCCGACUACAUCGACCCGGACAUCAUGAAGAAACUAGAGGACCUAGAGAAGGAGGAGGAGCUAAAGGAGCAGGCUGGCGAAUAUGACUCUGAUGACGAGAGCGAGGAUGAGGAAAUGCAGGAGAUCCGUAUCAUGGCCAAGCAGAUCCGUGAGAAAAAGCAGCUUCUGAUCAUGGAGUCCAAAGAAAAGGACGUGCAUGGGCCUCGCAUGCCCAGGACGUCCGCCAAGGUUGAGAGGAAGAGGUUGGAGAAGGAGAUGGGUGACCUCGGCCUGGACAUGAGCAACAAGGACAAUAGUCACUACGCUGAGCAGGCCCGACGCUCCCGCAGCGUCACCAGGAAACGAAAACGUGAGGCAUCUGUGCUGCCAGCUUCCAAAACACGCAGCCAAAGCGCCUCUCGUCCUCCUCGAGACCAGUCUGGAUUGCGAGACGCAAAGAUGGUGAAAAAGACAAAGUUGUUGAUGAAGAACUCUCAGAAGGGCAUGAACCGCCAGGGAAAGAAGGGCGAGGCGGACCGACACGUGUUUGACCUCAAACCCAAACACCUCUUGGCAGGAAAGAGGAAGUCGGGCAACACAAAUCGCAGAUGAAAAGGAACAGGAAGUCACUGUGGGCAUCUACAGUGUGUAGUUUUAUUCUACACAAUACUUACAACAGUGGUAUAACUGAAAACAAGAAAUUUCCUUUUUAACAAGGUCAAAUAUUUUAGUACCCUUGGCUUAUUAAGGAUGGCAGCAGUCUUAUUUUGUUCCUGCAGUUAAUCAUCUAACAUUUAAAGUGUGGGGAUAAACGCUAUGUGCUGUGUUAGUGUUGGAUAAAGUGAUGAUGAUGAUGAUCUUGCUUCUUCUCCACAGCCAAAUAAAUAUACAC
Doryrhamphus excisus (bluestripe pipefish) is the source of this 2303-nucleotide messenger RNA. It is a transcript of the gene gtpbp4, whose product is annotated as GTP binding protein 4. Lineage: Eukaryota; Metazoa; Chordata; Actinopteri; Syngnathiformes; Syngnathidae. Gene Ontology annotation, molecular function: GTP binding. The record is from RefSeq and is a predicted model, not a curated record.